Molecule: messenger RNA, 699 nt
Organism: Penicillium manginii
Lineage: Eukaryota; Fungi; Ascomycota; Eurotiomycetes; Eurotiales; Aspergillaceae
Product: sugar O-acetyltransferase
Exons: 3
Coding region: 1-699 (232 amino acids)
Molecular function (GO): acetyltransferase activity
Source: RefSeq, a predicted model, not a curated record
AUGGCUUCGAUUGAGAAACGCGAAGACAUGAUCUCCAUCGCCCGGGACUUGUCUGGUGCCCCCAUGUGCGACGACUACGAGAAGAUGAUAUCCGGCAUGGUAUACAACCCGACUCUACCCCGCCUUGUGGAGGCGCGGCAUCAAUGUCGCAUUCUCACCAACGAUUACAACAAUUUCGAUCCACGGACCGUCCCAGCGGAGAAAAUCCAAGCCGUUCGAUUCGAGUUACUGCGGAAACUUGUCGGUCGCGUGGGCGAGGGGACUUUUGUUGAGCCGCCUUUUCGUCCGGAUUAUGGGUGCAAUGUUGUCAUUGGCCGGGAUUGUUUUAUCAAUUGGAACAUGACGAUCCUGGAUACCUCGUUGGUGAUUAUUGGCGAUCGGGUCCAGAUCGCUAGUGAUGUGGGCAUAUACUCUGCAACACAUGAGACUAGCGUGUUGUCCAGACGGAAAUUCGUGGAGUACGGACACCCGAUCGUCAUUGGUGAUGAUUGCUGGAUAGGUGGGAGUGUGGUCAUCCUUCCUGGUGUGACGAUUGGUGAAGGCUGCACCAUUGGUGCUGGAUCUGUAGUCACCAAGGACAUUCCUCCCUUCUCCGUGGCAGUGGGGAAUCCCUGCAAAGUCCGAAAAACUAUCCAGUCUGCAGAGGAGGAGGAGAAGGAUCCAAAUAAUCCUUAUAGAAAUAUGUCCCGUGAGCUGUGA